AUGCCGAAGACGCCCGCAAGCUACGAGACGAAGGACCUGAAGAAACUGAAGGUGGCGGACCUUCGCGCCAUCCUCGAGUCGAAAGGUCUGGACGCCACCGGCAAGAAGGACGAGCUCAUCGAGAAGGUGCAGGCGUCGAACGAUGCGCCCGAGCCCGCCCCCGAGCCCGAGCCCGAGCCCGAGCCCGAGCCCGAGCCCGAGCCCGCCCCCGAGAAAUCGCCACCCGCGAAGAAGCCCGCGGCGAAGGAGAAGCCCGCGGCGAAGGAGACGCCGGCGGCGGAGGAGGACGACGACGACGAGCCGAGGCGCGCGAACGAUUUCUUCUUCUCCACCGCGGGUGCAGACGACGACGACGACGACGACGACGACGAGAAGGACGAGGACCCCGCUCCGGAACCCGAGGCGCCCGUCGACCGGGACGACGACCGACCCGCCACCGAUACCCGCGACGCCGACGACGACGCCGAUGACGACGACGACGACGACACAGCUGGCGACGAGAUCUACCUCGGGUUUCUGGGCGAAAACUGCAAUCGCGAGUUUAUCGCCAACCUCCUCCGCCCGUUCUUCGAGUGCGAACGCGUGCAUCUCCCGAUGCAGUCCGCCCCGGGCGGCGGGCCGAAGCGACCGAAGGGGUACGCCUUCGUUCGCCCUCCUCGAGGCACGCCCGACUCCGCGUUGGCCGCCGCCGUGGAGAAGCUCAACGGAAGCGCUUCGUACCCGGGAGCGAAGCACCCGCUCAAGAUUGCGAUGGCGACCAGAAAGACGAACGACGACGACGACGCGAGGGGGACCAAGCGCCGGCGCGAUGGGUCCGGCAGCGGCGGCGUGCCCCAGGGUAAGUCCCCGAACCGCCUCUACGUUCUCGGCCUCCCGCGACACGUCACCGAGGUGUUGCUCAAGGAAUUUUUUAGUCGGUUCGGCGCCGUGACGGACGCGAGGGUGCUGGCGAGCAGGGACGGCGAGGACGACGUCGGCCCGCGGCGCGGCACGGUGACGUUCGCCUCCGCCGACGACGCGGCGAGGGCGAGGGCGGAGACGGAUAACACGCGAGCAUUCCACGGCGGCGGGGAGCUGAAGGUGGUUUACUCCAACCUCCGCGACGGGGAGGGUGGGCGGCGCGGCGGCGGCGGCGGCGGGGGAGGCGGGGGCGUGGGAGGCGGAGGCGCGUCCGCGCAGCCGUGGAGUGUGUACCCGAUGCAGCCGGGGAUGCCGAUGUACACGCCGAUGGCCGCGGUCGCGUUGGACCCGGCCACCGGCCAGCCGUUCGCGCCGACCGGGGUGGCGGCGGGGGCGGGGCUCGCCGAUCAUCCCGCCGCGGUUCCGCCCACCGGGCUGUCAGAGGCGGGGUACACGGGGGUACACCUCGCGGGUCUGCCCCCGUCCGCGACGGUGGACGCCAAGUACGCGCACCUGUAUCAGUGAUGA
Molecule: messenger RNA, 1428 nt
Organism: Micromonas commoda
Lineage: Eukaryota; Viridiplantae; Chlorophyta; Mamiellophyceae; Mamiellales; Mamiellaceae
Exons: 1
Coding region: 1-1425 (474 amino acids)
Molecular function (GO): RNA binding
Source: RefSeq, a predicted model, not a curated record